This is a messenger RNA of Drosophila bipectinata, 2301 nucleotides long. It is a transcript of the gene grp, whose product is annotated as serine/threonine-protein kinase grp. The record is from RefSeq and is a predicted model, not a curated record. Gene Ontology annotation, cellular component: cytoplasm. Gene Ontology annotation, biological process: DNA damage checkpoint signaling; protein phosphorylation. Gene Ontology annotation, molecular function: protein serine/threonine kinase activity; ATP binding. NCBI's taxonomy places the organism in Eukaryota, Metazoa, Arthropoda, Insecta, Diptera, Drosophilidae.
GUUGGUCACUCUGUUAUAGUUUUGCAAAGUAAAUUUUGGCCGAGUUGCAGAUUUUUCUCCUUUGAAUAAAUUGCUGCUUGUAAAUGCAGGCAUGCAUGUAUUUGUUAAAAAGUGUUUUGCAACCAAGUGACUGAGUAUAAAAGUAAAUGAGAAGUUGAAGUAACAUCAAGCAACAAAAGGAAGCAGACGAAGUGUGCAAAACCGACGCCGCCGGUGAGUUGCAAAGUUAGCCUGAUUUCAACAAAAAACAGAAGCAUGGUAUGCAGAAGGUGACAAAAGCUCAGCAAGGACUCUGCGGCAGAUGACGAGAGCGGAAACGGGCAAGGACAAAGUACCGCACAUGGCGGCAGGGAUACAACGCCACAGGAUACGGCCAACAGGAUAUUAAACUAGCAGAAGGUCCACCAGUCCACCAGCCAGCUAGCCAGCAAAGAAAAACAAAGCCGAGGAAGGCCCAAAGCGUGGAUUUGGGGAGAAAGGGAGAAGCCAACAAAUGGCAGCCAUUGUUGCGGGUGGAGGAACCGGACCGGGAAGUAAUGGAUCAGGUCCCGGUGCUGCUGCUACCCGAGAGUUUGUGGAUGGCUGGACUUUGGCUCAAACUUUAGGCGAAGGGGCCUAUGGCGAGGUAAAGUUGCUAAUCAACCGUCAGACUGGCGAGGCUGUGGCCAUGAAAAUGGUGGACCUGAAGAAGCAUCCGGAUGCCGUCAACUCGGUCCGCAAGGAGGUCUGCAUCCAGAAGAUGCUCCAGCACACAAAUAUCCUGCGAUUUUUCGGCAAACGGUCGCAGGGCAAUGUGGAGUACAUAUUCCUGGAAUAUGCCGCCGGUGGAGAGCUAUUUGAUCGAAUCGAACCCGAUGUUGGAAUGCCCCAGCAUGAGGCCCAGAGAUAUUUCCUCCAGCUCCUGUCCGGCAUCAACUAUCUGCAUCAGCGUGGAAUAGCUCAUCGGGACCUGAAGCCGGAGAAUCUCCUGCUGGACGAGCACGACAAUGUGAAGAUCUCGGACUUUGGCAUGGCCACCAUGUUUAGGUGCAAAGGCAAGGAGCGACUGCUGGACAAGCGCUGCGGUACUUUGCCGUACGUUGCCCCAGAGGUUCUCCAGAAACCGUAUCAUGCCCAGCCGGCGGAUAUCUGGUCGUGUGGUGUGAUUCUCAUCACCAUGCUGGCGGGUGAAUUACCCUGGGAUCAGCCUUCGGCCAAUUGUGUGGAGUUUAUUAACUGGAAGGAUAACGACCAUUGGCAAACGCAAACGCCAUGGAGCAAGCUGGACACUUUGGCCAUUUCCCUGCUACGAAAGGUCCUUGCCACCAGUCCGGGGACACGUCUGACUUUACCCAAAAUCCUCAAUCACAAAUGGUGCAACAUGCAAUUCGUGGACAAUGAACGCUCUUUGGACCUGGUGGACUCGGCAGCUGCCUUGGAGAUUUGUUCUCCGAAAGCCAAGCGCCAGCGGCUGCAGUCUAAUGGAAAUCUCAACAAUGUCUUGGAUGACUCUAUAUCCCGCAACUAUUGCUCUCAGCCCUCGAUGAGGAACGACAAUGAUGACUUCGAUCUAAGACUGCGCACCGGCCGGCCCAAGAAUGGUGACGAGGUUAUGGCCCAGGAGGCUCGACUCGGCUUCUGUUUCUCGCAGCCCGCCCUCCUGGAUGAUCUGCUGCUGGCCACGCAAAUGAACCAGACCCAGAGUGCCUCGCAGAACUACUUCCAGCGCUUGGUGCGCCGCAUGACCCGCUUCUUUGUGACCACCCGAUGGGACGACACGAUCAAGCUUUUGGUCAACACCAUCGAGCGACUGGGUGGCUAUACCUGCAAGGUCGGCGAGGACGGUGUGGUCACCGUGUCCACCGUCGAUCGGCACAAGCUGAGACUGGUCUUCAAGGCCCAUAUCAUCGAGAUGGACGGAAAGAUACUGGUGGACUUCCGGCUGUCCAAGGGCUGUGGCCUGGAGUUCAAGCGGCGCUUCAUCAAGAUCAAGAACGCCCUGGAGGGCUUUGUGCAGAAGGGACCCACCACCUGGCCCAUUGCAAUUGCCACGAACUCGGUGCCUUAGUUUGUAAUUACCUCUUAAACUUUAAAGACGCACCCACCUCCUGGUGGGAUUUCAUCACGUUUAGUUUUAAUGAAAAUUCUCAAUGUGCUAACUUAUUUUUUAAAUCCAUUGCAUUAUUUACGAUUAAGUUUUGUGUUAGUAUUGCAUUUCUAUCGGACGAUUUGAAUUUUGUUAAAUUGUUAAUGUCUCUAGUAUUGAAUGUAACUAGUUUAGGUCGUUAUCGAACAAUAAAUCGAAGCUGAUUUGGAUUGAAA